AUGGUUUCCUAUUCCCACCGGGUUGACGCCAAGUGCCUGUCUCGGCCGACGAGCGGCCAGGAGACCCGCACCGCGCGUCUGCGUGGAGAGGCCGAGCCGGAGGUCGACUGGAGCCUCAUCGCUGACCGGAUCAACAAGCGCUUCAAGUACAAGCCUGGGAGGGCGGCUUUCUGUCCAGAGGAGUACCUGUGUUAUGAGGACUGGUUCCUCCGGAAGUUAUCAGAGAAGACUCACGGGGAAUGUCUAGCCCAAGCGGCUCUGGCAGAUGUGUGCACUCCGGUGCAGGGAAGGUUGUGGCCGCAGGUUCCCAGUGGUGAGAUGACGUUGAAGGUCUCUGUGAUUGCAAUGGAGGAGCUCCUGCGACUCCUACAAGGGGACCAGCUCCUGCAGCUCCGUUUACGUUGGCCAGACUAUCACCGAGUCCACAGCCCCGUGGAUGGCACCAUCGAGUCCAUCAAGCGCUACGAGAAAGACCAGCUUUUUCCGACAUCCGAGUCUAUGUCAAUCUUCAAGUUUGCCACGAGCUUCGGGCCAGUCCAGCUGCUUUGUAUUGGAGAGUGGUCCGUGCAAAGCUUUCAAACCCAUGCAGUGGCUGGACAGGAGGUCAGGAAGAUGGAUGAACUAGGACAUUUUGACGUGGGCUCACAGGUGAUUUUGGCCCUGCCCAAGUCUCUCCACAUUUUGCCCAAAGAAGGCGCCCGAAUGUUUGUGGGCGAUCCCAUCGCUGCAGAACACGUCCAGAAAAAAGAACAAGUCGUUCGGGCCAUUCUGGGCCGUGGGGCGAUGCCAGCGUUUUCAGGCAGAAAGCCGAAAGGGAAAGUCCUCAGAGCAAAGAGGUCUGGAAGAUAA
Messenger RNA from Durusdinium trenchii, 849 nucleotides. Lineage: Eukaryota; Dinophyceae; Suessiales; Symbiodiniaceae. The record is from the annotation of a GenBank genome assembly.